CAUAUGUUCAUAUUUGUGCUAGCCGCUAUGAAGAUCGUGUAUAGUCUGACCCAUAUGGGCUUAGGGAUGCUUAAGAUGAAGAGGUGGGCUAGUUGGGAGAAGGAAACUAGUACUGCAGAUCCAGAGAGAAUUACGGGAAGUAUUGUAUCAGAUUCUCCUUAUCUAUGGAUUAGAUGUUUUUUCCGGCAGUUCUUCCAAUCUCUGACAAAGGAUCACUACCUCUCUCUACGUCAGUCAUCAACGGACUCCUUCAACUUUCGAAGGCAUAUUCAGCAAGCGCUGGAAGACGAUUUCAAAGCCGUCAUCGGAAUAAACCCAGUCUUGCUUGUCGUGGCCGUCAUAUUCUUUUUCGGGAAUCUACUUGGACGGCAUGUCUUCGUAUGGAUAUGGUUCCCAUUUUUGCCUUUACUGGCAGUGUUAUUCGUGGGAACAAAGCUGGAACUAAUAGUGGCAAGAAUGACUCGUGAUUCUUCCUCAUUCAGCGAUCUAUUCUGGUUUAGACGCCCCCGUCUCAUAUUGAGUCUUCUUCAUUUCAUUCUAUUCAUGAACACAUUUGAUAUAUCCAUCUCCAUAUGGGUCUUAUGGCAGUAUGGAUUCCCAAACUGCAUGCUCGAUGUGUAUCCCGUGGCCUUAUUUAUCAGGAUUAUGAUAGCGCUGAUAGUACAAGUGUUUUGCAGCUACAACACUCUUCCCUUUUAUGCCCUCGUUACUCAGAUGGGGUCAAGAUACAAGGGUACAAUGGUUGAAGAGCCUCUACACCACUCAGGGGACAUCCCCACGCCCGUGGAUGCGGAUGCCUCCACAUCCCAUCAGCCACCGACGGAGUUCAGUGGUGAAGACGAUGAGAUUGUUGAGUGCGAGGGAACCACAGAGGCUCCCAUGUCCAAUCAGCCACUGCCAACGGCUGGAGAAAUGGCGAGUGAAGAAGCUGGUCACCACGUCGACGUCGUUCCUGUCGACCUCCCUGCUCCCGCCGGCUGGUCAAAGAAGUUUACUCCAAAGAAAGGCAGCAUCCCUCAAAGGAAUGACGUUUUCGUAUCUCCGACUGGAGAGGAGAUCAAGAGUGAUACUCCUAGGCGUUGUGCGAGAUUGAGUGAGAAAUCUAAGGAAGUUGCUGCCACCCCUACAAGUCAAUCACCCAAGAAAGAGCAAAAGAGAUCCGCCACAAAGGCGGCCGUGGAGAAGAGCAAUGCUGACGCAGAAGAGGAAGAAGACGCUACAGCUGAAGAGGAAGACCUCAUUGCAGGAAGCGAUGAUGCACAGAAGAAACCAGACACGGAGGAAUCUCCAGCCGGUGUUGAGGAUCCCAACAACGCAUCUACCGUCGUGCAGGGGCCAAAGGCAGACAAAUCUAAGAAGGCCCUGAACUUCAUUGUUGUGUUCUAG
Salvia hispanica is the source of this 1386-nucleotide messenger RNA. RefSeq names its product MLO-like protein 3. Lineage: Eukaryota; Viridiplantae; Streptophyta; Magnoliopsida; Lamiales; Lamiaceae. Gene Ontology annotation, cellular component: membrane. Gene Ontology annotation, biological process: defense response. Gene Ontology annotation, molecular function: DNA binding. The record is from RefSeq and is a predicted model, not a curated record.